GUUGUAAAGCUCAUGUAACCAACUCUACGCAUCCCACGGCCUCUAGAAACUGCAGAAAUUCAUCAAUCAACAAGCGAGAAUUAAACGGAGGCUAUACAUGACGACAUCGACUUUGAGAGUGAUGCAGGGGUGAUAACAUACUUGCCAGUUCGUCCGAAAAUACACUCAACUCUGUAUAAAGAGGCAGAUCCUCGAGUCUGAAUUUCUGAAAAGCUGUCCUCUCAGCAAACUACCAAAAACCUGAGUGAGAUUCACAUAUAAAAACUACUUGACUAGUGCCUUUCUCAAAAUGGCGUCGACUGCAGACAAAACGAAGCCGUACAUUCCUCUUAACAGCCUCCAACAGGACGGCUGGUCUACAGACACUGAAGCAACGGCAACAUGCUUCUGUGGUACUGUACAACUAUCUUUGCCAACUGAAGGGCCUGGCCUCCUGGACGUAUUCGUCUGUAACUGUUCGGACUGCCGCAAGAUCACCGCAUCGAUGUUUGCAUCCAAUAUCAUUGCCACAUCUGAUACGGUCAAGCAUCUCAGGGGCCGCGAGAACCUCAAGACCUUCAGCCAGUCGACCACCAUUGGUUCUGGAAGAGCUAUGACGAACUAUUUCUGCGGUACCUGCGGGAGUCUGAUGUAUAGAAUUAGCGAGAGACGCCCUAACGUCUUUAUCCUACGUCUCGGCACUGUCGAUGACUUCAACCUGGCCGAUACUAAGCUGCGACCAAGGACUGAGCAGUACAUUGAAGAUCGAGUGAGCUGGUUCACAGGGUGUGAAGGUGCGAGACAAGCCCACGGCAUGGCAUACCCAGUGACCAGCCUAUAACGAGGACAGGGACCUGGGCUUAGAACUUGAUGCUAUUCGCAAUGUAAUUAUCAACUAGGGCUGCAUCAGUCCUUGACCAACCAAUUCAUUCUUGGCCUUGGUGGCUUGACUCGACUCUAUGUGCAACUGGUCUGCCAGCCCUGGCCGCCUAGGUCUCAUUGGCUUGUUUCAUGAAGCGAAGUCUGUAUAACCUCACUUUCCAAUAUUGCCCAAUA
Messenger RNA from Xylaria bambusicola, 1035 nucleotides. Its product is annotated as Mss4-like protein. Gene Ontology annotation, molecular function: carbon-sulfur lyase activity. The coding region runs from base 290 to 820 and encodes 176 amino acids. The record is from RefSeq and is a predicted model, not a curated record. The transcript has 3 exons. Lineage: Eukaryota; Fungi; Ascomycota; Sordariomycetes; Xylariales; Xylariaceae.